AGGUUGACAAACAGUAAACUUUCCCUGAGCCGCUAUAGGGCGAGUGCGGCGUCCAAACGCGCUUUAUAACCACUUAUACAUGCCACCUUUUAUAAUUUUUAUAUAUCUCAGUGUCUUAUCAGCUUAAUAAGGUCGCAGAAACAAAUAUCCAGCGUCGUGUUUUCAAUUCGUGUGUCAGGAAAUGUAGAGAUAAUAAUAAUCAUCAUCAUCAUAAUAAUAAUAACAACAAUCACUGAUUGGAGAAAGUGGGUCUUGUGAGACGUCCAGGCUUUCCGUAAGCCCAGUGUGGUGUAGCAGGUCAGAGCUUUGUGUAUGGGACCAAUCAAAUCUGGACGUUCUCCACUGAAACGAAAGUUGUUUUUAAGCUGCACACUCUUUACCACCUUCUUCAAGGAUUUUUACCCCCCUCUGCAUCUUUUACAAGAGAUGUGGAAACUGUUGUAGGCCUGUUCUGGCCGGAGAGAUUCAGGACGUGAGCAUUGUGUUCUGGACCCUUUAAUUCUCUCUUCAGCCAUGCAUUUAGAGGUAAAAGUUGCACUGAACUUCAUAGUGUCCUAUUUGUACAACAAGCUCCCACGGCGAAGAGCAGACCUUUUCGGAGAGGAGCUGGAACGCAUCCUGGUGUCGCGUUUUGAAGGUCACUGGUACCCGGAGGCUCCAUUACGUGGUUCUGCCUUCCGCUGCCUUCAUCUCGGAGUCCCUGGGGACCCCGUGGUGGACUUGGCAGCCAGACGGAGUGGGUUGGACAUGGAGGAAGUCCGUGCCAAUGUCCCUCCAGAGCUCAGCAUCUGGAUCGACCCUUAUGAAGUGUCCUAUCAGAUUGGUGAGAAAGGGGCUGUGAAAGUUCUCUACAUGGAAGAUCCGCCAGGUUUGGGGGGUGAAGCUGAAAUAUCAGAAUGCUUAGGAGGGCUUUGUAAAGGAGAUAUGGAGCUGGAAGAUGGGAAGAAUUUGGGCUUCAACCCAGACGCUCAGGUCUUUGUGCCCAUUGGUGGCCAGGCAUCACCAGUCAUGCUUCCAUCUCUCUCUAAUUCACCCACACCUCUCUGUCAAGGUCUGUUCAGCUACGCAGGCUCCAGUACUCCAGCGGAUCCCACUGUGCACUCCAACGCCUCCUCUCCGUCUCCACCCAGUACAGGGAUGCCCUACCCACACCCAGCUGCCCAACCUAGCUCCCGUCCUGUUCCACAACAAAUCACCUUCACCACGGCCAGCUUUGCUGCCACCAAGUUCGGCUCCACCAAGAUGAAGAAAUGCAUGGGAUCCGGGGUGGUGGGUGGAUCUGGCAGUGUCGGCGUGCCUCAGCAGCGAAUGCUGAGCCAUUCACCCACCGCAAUGUCCUCCAUUUCACCACCAGGACUGGUGAAGCACAAGCCCCUAUCUCUCUCCAUGCACUCCCUGGCUGGUCCAGUCUCUAGCCAGCUCUCGCCCAAUGCCAAAGAGUUUGUCUACCCUGCCUCGCAGGGGCCUCUUUAUUUUGAAGCUGAGGCUCCGCACCUGACCCACGCCGGCCCAUUCCAGGCACCGCUUUCAGGCCCUGCUCACCCACAUGCCACCUUUGAUCCAUUAUCUAGCCCACCACCAGGCCAUGCAAUGGGUGUCAUGGGAGGCAGCGGUGGAAUUUCCUUCAUGGAGGGUCUGGGGGGCUACAACCUGCAGUACUCCAGCCAAGCUUUCCAACCUGUAGUAUUGGCCAACUAAGUGUUCACAAUGCUUAAAAGAUGUCUUCUGGGAAUUUUUUUUAUGAAUUUUUCCACCAGUUGUUACUAAUACAUAAAGUUAAGAUGGUGUUAUGACUACUAAAACCACUUAUGAUUUUUUUUUUCCCUCCAUAGAUCUUUAUUUCUAUUCAAGGAUAAUUCUUUUCCUUUCUCCCAAGCCAAUGGGAAAUAACCAGCCUCCUGCUGCACAGAUGUUUUGCAUUGAAUGCUAAUUUGAUCUGGGUGUUCCUCACUAAGGUAUAGUUCUCUGUACCCUGGCUGAGCAGCAUGAGCUUGUUCCAACACUGCUCUUUCAUGCUGUGAAAAAAGCUUCAUGCUUCAAUUUAAUCAUGUUGAGAGCAAAUAUUUUGUUGGAAGGUUCUGGAAAGCAGAGAGGUUGGGACUUUGCUAUAAGCUGUCUAGUCAAGCCUCACUGUGGGGGGGUGGGGGGGAUAUUUUUGUGCCAACACAAAUCUUGCAUUGUUUUUUCUUUUUCUUUUUCGUUCUGUGGUUUAUACGAGUACAUAGUCAGGACACAAUGCACACUAUGGGUAUCGGGCCUAGUUUUUGAGAAGUCAAAUGGGGUAAUGCUUUAAAGCUGUGAAACUGUUCAGGAAGAUUGUGUUUUCAUAUUUAAAAGCCAUAAAUAUGGUUCAAAGAGGGGGGAAGUAGUCUAGUUAAAGGCGGUGGCAAGAUGACUGUUAACAUGGUAGUGUUGGUCUCCUGUAGGAAGACAGAGCCAGCAGUGCGUGAAGGUAAGAGGACAGGACUCGGGUGGAUGGGACUCAAUAUAGCAGAUAGGCUCAUGAUAAAUGAUGUGGCUUUGGGAAGGAUGGAAUGAUGGGAAUGUGUGUAUGGGCAGCUAUAACCUUUGGCAGUAGCUCAAAACAUGGCACUUGGAUUGCUGAGCUUGGUGUCCUUCAGAGUUGAAGUUGGGUUUGGAUCACACUAUGAAUGUGAAUCUAAUUUCUAUCUAAGUGGGUGUUGAGCAGUUAGAUGUUAGGAUUCUUCUUCGUUAUUCUUCAUCCUCAUCAGAGGUUUAGAUGUUUUACAUAUUAGACACAAAGAUCCUGUAAUGUCUUAAGAGAAUGGAUGUUUGUUCUUUAUGACCUUUUAAUAGCUGACAUUACCAAGUCCAUUGAUCCACAAUGAAACUCUUGCAAUCAUGGAGAUGGUUGAUAAUCUGCCUCGACUGAAAGCUUUCUCGAUAGAUAGAUAGAUAGAUAUCUGCUUAAGCUAUAACUACCGAACCAUCCUUACUAUGUUCCUCAUAUUACUGUGUCAGUCCAUUUCAUGACCACCAUUUUGAGUGGAUUAGUUUAUUUUUGGUUGUAAGGGUCCAGAGGUUUGCAAUUAUGGCUGGUUUAAACUGGAUGUAUUUUUUUACAUUCAUUUGUAAUUUAUUUACGAUUUUUCUAUAUUUUUUUCCUGUGUGUUUUUUCAAGAGAGAAUCUAAAGGCAUUUGUAAAAGAUAUUAUAUACA
Molecule: messenger RNA, 3180 nt
Organism: Pangasianodon hypophthalmus (striped catfish)
Lineage: Eukaryota; Metazoa; Chordata; Actinopteri; Siluriformes; Pangasiidae
Product: protein Tob2
Exons: 2
Coding region: 514-1698 (394 amino acids)
Biological process (GO): regulation of gene expression
Cellular component (GO): cytoplasm; nucleus
Molecular function (GO): transcription corepressor activity
Source: RefSeq, a predicted model, not a curated record